Messenger RNA from Oldenlandia corymbosa var. corymbosa, 2018 nucleotides. Lineage: Eukaryota; Viridiplantae; Streptophyta; Magnoliopsida; Gentianales; Rubiaceae. The record is from the annotation of a GenBank genome assembly.
AAAUAUGGUAGCUUUGCAUGGACAAGCAGACCAGCUUAUAUACAGACUGAUAAAACUGUACUCAGAUAAGAAACUUUCAAUCACUUUCUCUUUCCCCUGUUUUUCCUCUGUUUAUUUUUUCCUCUGCUUCAAAACUAUGGCAUUUCAGAGUUUUCUCAUAAACUUGGCCAGUUUUGUAGACCAGUAUUUCCUGAGGGAUGCCGACGGCCGGGCAAGGAUUUUGCCGGUUUUCGGGAUCCUUCCGUCCAUGCUUCUAAACCUCCACAGGCUCCACGAUGCGUGUACUGAUAACCUGGAAACAAUCGGGGAAACUUCUUACUUAAUAAAACUCCCCUGGUUCGUGAAGAUGGAUAUUUAUGGCACUGUUGAUCCUGAUGAUAUUCACCACAUAAUGAGUGCGAACUUCGCCAAUUACCCAAAAGGGUCGGAAAUGAAGAGGAUUUUCGACGUUCUGGGAGAUGGGAUCUUCACCUCUGAUUUCGAAUCGUGGAAGAAUCAGAGGAAGCUCGCCAGGUUGCUGCUGAAUCACAAGCAGUUUCACAGGUUCCUGGUGAAGACGAAUUGGGAUAAAGUGGAGAAAGGCCUGAUUCCGGUUCUUGAUCAUGUUGCGACCAAUGGGCUUGUUGUGGAUUUACAAGAUGUUUUCCAGAGAUUCACGUUCGAUACCACGGCGAAAUUCGUCACCGGGUACGAUCCAGGAUGCCUGGCUGUCGAUUUUCCUGACGUCGAAUUCGCCAAUGCGAUGGAUCGAGUUGAGGAAGCCAUAGUUUUGCGCUAUUUGUUGCCUGAUUUUGUCCUGAAAAUCUUGAGUUGGUCAAGGAUUGGGAUAAUGAAAACAAUGAAAAAAGCUUACGCAACGCUGGAUUCUGAAGUGAAGAAGUACAUUUCCAUGAAAAGGGAAGAAUUGAGCAAAAGGAAGAAGCAAAAUGAUGAGAAUGGUGAAGAAAAUGAAGAAGGGAUGGAUCUGUUGACAUCUUAUCUGAAAGAAGGUGACAACACAAUGGGAAUGAUAUUUGAUGAAAAGUUCCUGAGAGACACCAUUUUGAACUUCAUGAUUGCUGGUAGAGACACAACAAGUUCAGCAUUGACCUGGUUUCUAUGGCUUGUUUCAACUCAUCCAAGAGUGGAAAACAAAAUCAGGGAAGAGCUACAAUCCCUCAUCAUCAAACCAUCAAAAGACGACGAUGAACACGGAAAAUUCAGGCUUUUCCAAUCAGAUGAACUGAAGAAUCUGGUUUAUUUGCAAGCAGCAUUGUGUGAAACAGUGAGGCUAUACCCACCAGUUCCUUUCCAACACAAGACACCACUUCAUGAGGACAUUCUUCCAAGUGGUCAAAAAGUUCAUCCAAACAUGAAGGUCAUCAUUUCUCUGUAUGCAAUGGGGAGGAUGAAGUCCAUAUGGGGUGAAGAUAGCAGGGAAUUCAAGCCUGAAAGAUGGAUUUCCACACAGAGUGGGAAGAUCAAGCAUGAACCAUCUUACAAGUUCUUGGCAUUCAAUGCAGGACCAAGAACCUGUCUUGGGAAAGAUGCGGCUUUUACUCAGAUGAAAUGUGUGGCUGCUGCCAUUAUUCACAACUACAGUGUUAGAGUUGUGGAUGGCCAUGAUGUGCAUCCCAAUGCUUCAGUCAUUCUCUACAUUAAAAACGGUCUGAAAGUCAGGAUUUCAAAGAGAUGGCAAUGAUCAAUCAUGUCCCUGAAAGCUGCUGAGCUGCAUUUUCUCCAGAGAUAUUUGAGGGCAGUUCUCCAACAAUAAUAAAUGAGCUCCUUUUACAUAUAUGCAGUUGAAAGUUGAAACAGUUAUUUUUUUUUCUUUUCCCCUAUUUUGUUUGGUCAACUUAGAACCCUUUCCAUAAUUGUGUACCCUCUUGUUUGUAAGAGUUUCACAGUAGUCAGUACACUUUUUAUCCAAUCUUACUUGGGUUAGGGUCACCUUUGAUUCAUCAUGUUAAAGUUGAGAUACUCUCAAUCAUUCAUCUUUCAUUAUUACUUCUUCAGUUUUAUAAUACUCUUACCGUCCC